Molecule: messenger RNA, 180 nt
Organism: Clavispora lusitaniae ATCC 42720
Lineage: Eukaryota; Fungi; Ascomycota; Pichiomycetes; Serinales; Metschnikowiaceae
Source: RefSeq, a predicted model, not a curated record
AUGGACCCACAAAGAGUUAUCAGAUUGCAAAAAUUGUACCAAAAUUCUAACAAGGAGUUGUGGUUGAGAGGACCACGUUCCAAGUUGCUUGUGUACCCAUUCUACGCUUUGUUCACUGUUUCUACUUGCUGCAGCUUGUACUACACUGGCAGAGCCGUGGCCGGUCUUAAGGACGAAUAA